Molecule: messenger RNA, 5020 nt
Organism: Colletes gigas
Lineage: Eukaryota; Metazoa; Arthropoda; Insecta; Hymenoptera; Colletidae
Product: probable multidrug resistance-associated protein lethal(2)03659
Exons: 12
Coding region: 439-4302 (1287 amino acids)
Biological process (GO): transmembrane transport
Cellular component (GO): membrane
Molecular function (GO): ATP hydrolysis activity; ABC-type transporter activity; ATP binding
Source: RefSeq, a predicted model, not a curated record
GUUUGAAACUGGUGAUUGUUAACUUUGAAAUGUGUGACGAGUAAAGUACGUUUUCUCUGGCGUAUAAUGUGCACGAGGAACGUUACGCUCGACUCGGCUUGCAAUGAAGUGUUCGGUGUGAAACACGAAGCCAGAUAAUAGUUUAGACGAUAAGAACGAAGUAAACCUUGAUCGAUACUGCAAAAAUGGCUUGUGAAACAUACGACAGGGCAUGUAUUCAUGUUUGUACUUUUUCCUUGUUCAGUUGGCAAGACGCUUCAGCGCGGUGUGGUUAUGCGAAAAACUAAGAUGUCGCGUAGCGUGUAGAAACGAUUGGACAACGGUAUUCGUUGAAAACAGACAUUGUUGCGACUCCAAAUACGAGUUUGCACAAAUGAAACCCACGCGAAGAGAUCCAUAUUCGCGAACGUUUUGAGAUGAACGGUCGCCCCUGCAAAAAUGGACCGAAAUCAGAAGAAAGAAGUGAAAAAUCCGCGUCAGAAUGCCAACCCGUUGUCCAUACUUACGUUCUGGUGGAUCCGCAAGCUGUUCAUCGUCGGUUACAAGAGAGAAUUGGAGGAGAGCGAUCUGUACUCUCCUCUGCGGGAAGACAAGAGCAGCAAUUUGGGGCAACGUAUCGUGAAAAAUUGGGAGAAGGAAGUGACGCGAUGCGAGGCGAAAAAGGAUGGCUCGAGUCCAAGUUUGUUCAGAGUGCUCUAUAAGUGCUUUGGUAAAUUAAUCAUUAACACUGGAUUGAUGUUGUUCAUUCUAGAAUUUGCAAUAAGAAUCGUUCAGCCUUUCCUGCUCGCUAGACUGUUGCGUUAUUUCUCUGGUAACAGGAAAGGAUGGAACGCCGAUAUAUAUUAUUGCGCCGCGGCAUUCUGUCUGUUGCCUUUCGUCGACAAUAUAAUCAUACAUUGGUCGUUGCAAUGCUUGAUGCACGUGGGAAUGAAGAUCAGGGUGGCGUGUUGCACGCUGAUCUACAGAAAGAUACUGAGACUAUCCAGUUCUGUUCUCGAAAACGAAACGUCUGCUGGACAGAUGGUCAAUUUCCUGAGCAACGACGUUAACAGGUUCGAUUACUUUGUUUUUAGUAUUCAUUACUUAUGGAUCGGACCGCUACAAAUCUUUCUCAUAGCGUAUCUGAUAUAUCGUGAAAUCGGAUUGGGCGCCAUUACCGGAAUGUCGACGUUUUUAUUGUGCAUACCGUUGCAGUUGUACUUAGGUCGAAAGGUGUCACGAUUGACGCUCGGAUCGGCGCAGAAGACCGACGACAGGCUGAGAUUGAUGAAUCAAAUUAUCGCUGGGGUAGAAAUAAUCAAGAUGUACGUCUGGGAAGUUCCGUAUUCGCUUCUUGUCGAGAAAGCAAGACGGAAAGAGGUGAACGUGAUAAAAAAAUACUCGAUCGUCGAGCAGCUUGGGCUAACGUUCGAUGUCUACGUUCCCCGUGUCAGUCUUUUCGUUACUAUAUUGACGUACGUCUUAACUGGGAACAAUAUCGACGCCGAGAAAGUAUUCAUGACCACAGCGUUUUAUUCCAUUUUACGAAGCUCGGUGACCAUUGGAUUCGCAUUAAGCGUGCAUAGUUUAGCGGAAGCGAUAGUCUCCAUCAGGCGUCUAGAGAAGUUCAUGUUCCAUCCGGAGGUGUCGAAAUCCGGACCGGUGAAAAAUCAAGUGGCCUCACAGUCGGUUCCCGUCUACUUGAAGAACGUCACUGCCAGGUGGGACCCGUUCAGAGAGUACACGUUGCAGAAGGUGGACCUGCCGGUUAGCGCGCGAAACUUCGUGGCGGUUGUCGGGCAGAUAGGCGCCGGGAAGAGCAGUUUGUUGCAGGCGAUACUUGGCGAGCUGCCUUUGGAGAAGGGCGUGCUGGAGAUCGACGGGAAGAUCAGUUUCGCUGACCAACGUCCGUGGAUAUUCGCCUCCACGAUCAGACAGAACAUCCUGUUCGGGCAGCCCAUGAACGAGGCUCGUUACAACGAGGUGAUCCGUGUCUGUCAGCUGAGACACGACAUAGAGAACCUGCCUCAUCACGAUGGCACCAUGGUUGGCGAGAGAGGGAUCAAUCUGAGCGGCGGGCAACGGGCUAGGAUAAAUCUGGCUCGAGCUGUCUACGCGGAAGCGGACGUCUACCUCCUGGACGAUCCUCUGUCGGCUGUGGACAGCCACGUGGGCAGUCGGAUCGUCGAAGAGUGCGUGUGCAGCUUCCUCAAAGACAAAACGCGAAUCCUGGUCACCCACCAGGUGCAAUACUUGAAGUCCGCCGAUCAGAUCGUCGUGAUGAGCAACGGCUCUGUCCAAGCCAAGGGCACAUUCGAGGAGCUCCAAACCAUGGACCUGGACUUCAUGAAGAUCUUUCGCGACGUGGGCGAGAACAAAGAGGCGGUAACGUCCGUGACCCGUGUGGAUAAUUCGAUCGAGAGCGCGAAGAAAGACGAACAGGUCGCGAGCGAAGAGCCCGCCGAGGUGGCGGAGUCGAGGACGGUCGGGAAAAUAUCUGGCACGGUAUUCCUGGCGUAUUGGAAGGCUAGUAGAAACGCUGUUCUGGUGGUUGUGAUGCUGAUACUGUUUGUCGGUAGCCAAAUGUUGGCCAGCGGCAGCGAUUAUUUGCUAGCCCGUUGGGUGAAUACCGAGGUCUCGUCGUGGGUGAUAAACGAGAAUGGUACGAUGGAUUUUCAAUGGUAUGGCCCGUUGUCCCGUCAUGGAAUUAUUUAUCUUUAUAGUGGGAUGACCAUCGGCGUCGUAUGCCUCUAUCUGAUCCAAACGUUCGCGUAUUACGCGGUCUGCAUGCGGUCAUCGAAAAACUUGCACGCACAGAUGUUUCGUAGCAUCGUACGGACCGUGAUGUAUUUUUACAAUACCAAUCCGGCGGGUCGAAUAUUGAACAGGUUUUCCAAAGAUAUCGGCAUCAUCGACAAAAGGAUGCCGUUUACAAUGUUCGACGUUAUGAUGAUGUUCUUAACUUUCAUGGGAACCGUGGUCAUCAUCAGUACCGUGACUCCCUGGUUGUUGAUACCGACGUUCGUCGUCAUACUGAUUUUCUACUUUAUGAGAGUGGUUUACAUUUCGACCAGUCGUGCUAUCAAACGCAUGGAGGGUGUCACACGAUCGCCCGUGUUCGAUCACGUUGGCGCUACACUGCAAGGACUAACCACGAUCAGAGCGUUCAAGGCCGAGAAGAUCGUCACGUCCGAGUUCGAUAACCACCAGGACCUCCACACUUCGACUUGGUUCAUAUUCUUCACCACUUCGCGAGCCUUCGGCCUUUACAUCGAGACGGUCUGCCUGGCUUACAUAGCGCUGGUUGCUAUCACGUUUCUGGUGUUCGACGACCUGGCCGUGGCCGGUGACAUCGGUUUGGUGCUCACGCAAAUCAUGGCGGUGACCGGGAUCUUGCAAUGGGGGAUGAGACAGACGGCCGAGCUGGAGAAUCAAAUCACUUCCGUAGAAAGAGUGUUGGAGUAUAAACGUUUGGAAGAGGAGCCAUUUUUGGACAGCACGCCUGAACAGAAACCACCGAAAGAUUGGCCCAGCAAAGGCCUCGUUAAGUUCAAGGACGUGAAACUGAAGUACGGCCCAAAAAGCUCCUACGUUCUGAAAGGUGUGAGUUUCGUGAUCAUGCCCAAGGAGAAGGUCGGCGUGAUCGGUAGAACCGGUGCUGGUAAAACCUCGUUGAUCAGCGCGCUUUUUCGAUUGGCGUACGUGGAAGGAGACAUCGUCAUAGAUGGUAUACCCACGAACACUGUCGCGUUGCACGAUUUCCGUUCGAAGAUUAGCAUUAUACCGCAAGAACCGGUGUUGUUCGGCGGUAGUCUUCGACGAAAUCUGGACCCCUUCGACGAGUACUCCGACAAGGUUCUGUGGGACGCUCUGGAGGAGGUCGAGCUGAAAGAGACGAUGUUGGACAUGGCCGCUGGUUUGAACAGCAAAGUGGCCGAGGAGGGCUCGAACUUCAGCGUCGGUCAACGUCAAUUAUUAUGCCUUGUUCGCGCGUUAGUUAGGAAUAACAAAAUUAUGGUGCUCGACGAAGCCACUGCCAAUGUCGAUCCACAAACUGAUUCCUUGAUACAGAUCACCGUCAGGAAGAAAUUCAUGGAUUGUACUGUCUUCACUAUAGCCCAUAGGUUAAACACUAUAAUGGACAGUGAUAAAAUACUUGUGAUGGACCAAGGUUACCUAGUAGAAUUCGAUCAUCCGUACAUUUUAUUGCAAAAGAAGGGCCACUUUUACAAUAUGGUGCAACAAACUGGCGCUGCAAUGGCAAACAGUCUGUCGGAAGUGGCGAAGAACUGUUUCUAUAGGAACAACGAAGCAUCGUCUUGAUGAUAGUCAAUUUCACGUAAUAUUUAAAGGUAUAUAAUAUAUACGCAAAUUCUUUUUAUACGUCCAAUUUGUAUUUUACUAUUUAGGAGUAAAGAAGAAGCUAAAUAUAUCUUCAAUUAUACAAAUUGCCAUGAAAGUAUGGUGCUUACCAAGGUAUUACUAACGAAUAAUUAUUGAUCUAGUACAAUGAGAAUAGUGGCAGUUUUUUUGUAACGAAUACGUAAUUUCAAUAAAAUGCUAUGGUACGAAGGAUUUACAGCCACGUAUUAUAACGUGCAAGAAUCGCUAUUUUAAUAGUCGAAAGUCAUAGAUAUUGCCCAAUUUCUUCCAUGUAACAUUGCGAAACUUAUCGUAGAAGAUUUCGUAAUCUGUGCAAAACAGAAAUCAUUGCAAGUGUUUUUUAUGCGCAUAAAAGGAAACAGUAAUUAAAUACUGAUAAGUAUUUCCUGAUUGUGAUUCAUACAAAGUUGACAUAAUAUUUUCUGCUCUGUAUAAACGAAUGUUAUCACGUUCGAAUUAAAAUGUGAAUACGUCUUGAAAAAUACGUAGACAAAAAGCCAAAAGUAACAAGUGUAUUUGUACCGUAAUAAAUUUAAAUUGAUAAAUAUGAAUAAUUGUACCUAUGUUGAAACCUACCAGCGAGAAAGUAUAUAAUUUUCCAGCCAUCGUUGACAAAGUUUUCUGUUCGUUUAUUAUGCAUAUCAGCAAUACUUUUCUG